AAUAAUUUUAUAAAUUGAGCAAGAAACGGUUUACAAUAUUCUUAUAAUAUGUGGCCAUGAUUCUCCAUCAGUGCCGUAUAACUUUGAUUUCUUCAACUUUCUAGCGUUGUUAGAUCAAUGCCCAGCAAAAAAUAAAUAAAUAGAUUGUGAUGAAUAAUUCAACUUAUAGACCAAUUAAAUAUAUGUUUCCGUGUUUCGGCGAAAUGUGGUGCCACCUCAUGCACGACAGCGACAAUGAGAUGAUAUGAACAAGAUGAGAUCGUUGUUCCCAUGCAUUACUUAGCAACUGGUUGGUUGACUUGAUAACGUUGUGUGGGUUUAUAUGAUUCUCAAGGUUUCUUCAAAAUCUAUACAACAUCAAGAGCGCCCGUCCAUUCAUUUUUGAGGUGCGGGAAGUUAUGAUUCCUAGUAGUAAACAUAUCAUAUGUCUGCCUUUCUUACUCUUCUCGCUCCUCACCUUUUUGUUAGCUGCCUUGUACUGCUCCGCCAUAGAUGAUACAACUGUUAUAACAGAUACUCAAACUUUAACAUCCGCAGGCGAAAUUUACAAACUAGGCUUCCUCAGUUCUCCAAAUUCUAGCAACCGUUAUGUUGGAAUUUGGUUUAAUAAGGUGGUGACAGUACAAACUAUUGUAUGGAUUGCUAACAGAGAUAACCCAAUUGAUGGUUCAUCUGGAGUUCUAAGGAUUGCGAGUAAUGGGAAUCUUGAGAUUUUAGAUGGACGGCAGGUUUCUGUUUGGGCUACAAAUAUUUCUAGUAUUUCUAUGAACAACUCCGUGGUUGAGCUAAUGGACUCUGGGAAUCUUAUUUUGCGACAGGCAAGUGAUGGAAGUAUUUUAUGGCAGAGUUUUGAAUACCCCACCGACACACUUUUACCAUCGAUGAUGGUUGGUACCAACAGGAGAACUGGAAAGACACAAAUGCUUACGUCUUGGAAGGGUGAAUCAGAUCCAUCGACUGGGAACUUCUUUUCAGGGCUUGAGCUUAUUGAUAAUAUUCCUCAGGUAGUGACUUGGAAUGGACCGAAUCGCCAUUGGCGGAGUGGACCAUGGAAUGGUAGGAUCUUCAUUGGCGUCUCCACCAUGUAUUCUGUUUAUUUAGAUGGUUUUAACAUUAUUAAAGAUGAAGAUACGGUAUACUUAACUUAUGAUCAUAUCAACCGGUCUUCCUACAGAAGAUUCGUUUUGGAUAAUAAUGGAGAAUUGCAGGGACAGCGGUGGGAUGAACAGAAGAAUGUAUGGAGCUUGUACUAUUCUGCUGAGGCUAACGGUGAGUGUGAGGCUUACGGAAAGUGCGGUCCUUUUGGAAUCUGUAACAUAUUAGAGUCGCCAAUUUGUUCUUGUUUGGAAGGAUUUGUUCCUAAGCUUAAGGAUGAAUGGAGACAAGGAAUAUGGUCGGGUGGAUGUACAAGAAAAAUGGAAUUGAAAUGUAACCGAAAUGACGAUACUAGUAGUGCUGAAGGAGAGAAAGAAGAUGGGUUCUUGAAGAUGGAAAUGAUGAAAGUGCCGGAUUUCGCAUACUGGAGAACUCCCCAAAAUGCCAAGGACUGUGAAAGAGACUGUUUGAGCAACUGUUCAUGCUUAGCUUAUUCUUAUGAAGGGAGUAUCGGGUGUAUGAUUUGGGGCCAAAGUUUAGUUGACAUAAAGAAGUUCCCUAAAGGCGCUGGGGCUGAUCUUUACAUUCGAGGGGCAUAUUCAGAACUUGAUCCAAAAAAGAAAUUACCGAUUAUUAUCAUAUCGACAACGCUUAUAGCACUAAUCCUUAUCAUUGUUAGUGCAUGUGCAUACUUAUAUCGGAGGUGGAUGGCAACUAAAAACAAAACUAUCGGCAACAAGAUAAAUGAAGCAUCUUCAAAUCUUAAAUUAGUUGGAAACAACACUGAUCUUAAAGUCUACAGCUUUGGAAAUCUAGCAGUUGCCACAGGCAACUUUUCUGCAGCUAAUAAGCUUGGCGAAGGCGGUUUCGGUUCAGUGUAUAAGGGAAUGUUGAGCGAUGGACAAGAAAUAGCUGUGAAGAGGCUUUCUAAGGGUUCAACACAAGGUUCAGAGGAGUUUAAGAAUGAAGUUGUAGUUAUUUUAAAACUUCAGCACCGUAAUCUAGUUAGAUUAUUUGGAUGCUGCAUUGAAGGGGAAGAAAGGAUGUUGAUCUACGAAUACAUGCCCGAGAAAAGCUUGGAUGCAAUUCUCUUCGAUUCCGCGAAGCGACCACUCCUAGAUUGGGAAAAGCGAUUCAAAAUUAUUGAGGGAAUCAGCCGAGGGAUGCUAUACCUUCACAGAGAUUCUAGAUUAAGAGUAAUUCAUAGAGAUGUUAAGGCAAGUAACAUUCUACUGGAUGAAGAGAUGAAUCCCAAAAUCUCGGAUUUUGGCAUUGCGAGAAUAGUCGGAGGCGAUGUAACUCAAGCAAACACAAAAAGAGUUGUUGGGACAUAUGGUUAUAUGUCACCUGAGUAUGCCAUGGAAGGAAGGUUUUCAGAAAAAUCCGACAUUUUCAGUUUCGGAGUGUUGCUACUAGAGAUUGUUAGCGGCAACAGGAACAGUGUGUAUUACAAUCACGAGCUAUCGUUAAGCCUUUUGGGAUAUGCUUGGCAUUUAUGGAUUAAAAACAAGACAACACAUUCUCUGAUUGAUCCAACUCUGGUGGUCGAACCAAGACUUAAAACAGAAAUCUUGAGAUGUAUUCAAGUGGGAUUAUUAUGUGUGCAAGAGUUUUCCAAGGACAGACCAUCAAUGUCUAUAAUAGUUACCAUGCUUACUAGCGAAAAUGCGACCAUUCCAAUUCCAAAGCAGCCAGCAUUUAUCGAAAGGAGUGUGUCGUUUGAAUCACAGAAUGAUGUUUCUAUGACAACUGUUGAAGGUCGUUAAACUGUCUUACAAAAUUGCGCAAAUCCUAUUGCAUUUCAUUUCUGUUUUUUUCUUUUUUUUUUUGAUAAAUAAAAAUUUUAUUAGCUAGUUUUGGUCUUCAGCAAAAAGAUUACAAAGUAUUGCAGUAAA
Molecule: messenger RNA, 2990 nt
Organism: Papaver somniferum (opium poppy)
Lineage: Eukaryota; Viridiplantae; Streptophyta; Magnoliopsida; Ranunculales; Papaveraceae
Product: G-type lectin S-receptor-like serine/threonine-protein kinase At1g11300
Exons: 6
Coding region: 399-2861 (820 amino acids)
Biological process (GO): recognition of pollen; protein phosphorylation
Molecular function (GO): ATP binding; protein serine/threonine kinase activity
Source: RefSeq, a predicted model, not a curated record